AUGUCGAAGACACCACCUGUAAGCUUCCCAGCGCCACCCAACUACAUCCCAGAACCACCAUCUGUUCGCGGACAGAAGCGUCCUCAUGUAGCUUCUGGGGCCUCGCAGAGGGGCCAGGAUGUGCGCACAAGUAGGUUCCAGGACGGGCUUGAUUUCACCUGGGCACCGCGCCCGCCGCCCGAGGAUGUGUACGAUCGACUGGAGGAGUACUUCCCCGAACACGACCUCGAUAGGCCCGUCAUUGACGUGUCGUCGGGUGGAUCAUCUCCAACGUCUGCUGAGAACCCGGCGGUCGUGUCGCACAAGUACAGGCACAAGCGGUCGAUCCGGCAUGUGGCUGAAGAGCACAAGAAGACGGCUUCGCGCAUGGAGUUCCAAGCUCCACUGAGGAAGAGGAACACCAAGUUGUGGGGCAGCAAGUUGGAAGAGGUCACGACGCAACAGGCGAGGGCUGAGUUGUCGUCAGUUACUCAGGACUCCUCUCCUGGGGGCGCAGCCAAACCGAUCUUCCGAUGGGUCCGUGGAGAGCUGAUCGGCAAAGGUACUUAUGGCAAAGUCUACCUCGCCCUCAAUGCGACCACGGGCGAGAUGAUUGCCGUCAAACAAGUGGAGAUGCCCCGUACUGCCAGCGACAAGAGCGACACGCGGCAGGUCACUGUGGUUGAAGCCCUCAAACUAGAGAGCGAGACGCUCAAGGACCUGGAUCACCCCAACAUUGUACAAUACCUUGGUUUCGAGGAGACUCCUACAUUCCUUAGCAUUUUCUUGGAAUAUGUUCCUGGUGGUUCCAUCGCGAGCUGUUUGCGCAAGCACGGCAAGUUCGACGACGAGGUAUCGAAAUCCUUUACAGGACAAAUUCUGGACGGUCUGGAAUAUCUCCAUAAGAGAGGUAUCCUUCAUCGGGACCUCAAAGCAGACAAUAUUUUGGUGGAAACAUCUGGCGUCUGCAAAAUAUCCGACUUCGGUAUUUCUAAGCGGACGGACGACAUCAAUAUGGCUGAGGCAUACACGUCGAUGCAAGGCACCGUGUUCUGGAUGGCUCCCGAGGUCAUCAAUUCACAGCAGAGAGGGUACAACUCCAAGAUCGACAUUUGGAGUGUCGGCUGUGUCGUCUACGAGAUGUGGACGGGUCAGCGACCAUGGAGCGGGCAGGAAGCAAUGGCUGUUCUGCUCCACUUGUAUCAAACGAAACAAGGUCCACCUUUACCUUCAGAUGUACAGCUGUCGUCCCUUGCCGACGAUUUCCGACAGAGAUGUUUUGCGAUGGAUCCUGACGAGCGGCCAACCGCCGCUGUACUACGCCUACAUCCGUAUCUCGAGCUCCAGCCGGGCUGGACUUUCACUGGUUUCAAAUGA
Postia placenta MAD-698-R-SB12 is the source of this 1356-nucleotide messenger RNA. RefSeq lists its product as hypothetical. The transcript has 6 exons. The record is from RefSeq and is a predicted model, not a curated record. Lineage: Eukaryota; Fungi; Basidiomycota; Agaricomycetes; Polyporales; Adustoporiaceae. Gene Ontology annotation, molecular function: ATP binding; protein kinase activity. Gene Ontology annotation, biological process: protein phosphorylation. Bases 1 to 1356 code for a protein of 451 amino acids.